AAGCUAACGCAAAAAUGGCACCAUCACCUGAGAAAUCUCCUUCUGAAGAAUCCCCACCUGCUCCAUCAGGAUCAAAUUCGUCACAAGAUACCUCUUAUUCUCCAUCAAAAAACUCACCACCGCCUUCACAAUCAUCGCCACCUCCUCCCAAAAAGUCAUCUCAAAACAAAAAAGAUAAUAAUCAUUCCUCUCCUCCUCCUCCAAAGCAUAAAAGUAGCAACAAACAUUCCCCUCCCCGAUCUUCUAAUUCCCACAAAACUAAUGGUAACAAUCAAAUUGGUUCUUCCGGAAAAACACCAUAUUCUGACUCAUCUGGCAACGACAUAGAUACAAUAAUUUUUAUAGGAGCAGGUUUGGCAGUAGGAUUGGUGCUCCUUUUUAUCAUCUGUUGUAUAGUAUGUUGCUGUCGGAAGAGAAAGAGGAAAUCCCCUCAAGUGAUGAACUAUGAUGAGCAUAAAGCUGGUGGUAAAGAGUAUUAUAACAGCUAUCAGACUUCGCCUUGGGUUACUAAUGGGAAAGUACCGGGUCAUGGUGUGCCUGUACCACCACCAUCAGGAGGUGGUAGCGGCGGUGUCAUCAGCGGCUCGGGUUCACAAGUACCGCUGCGAACACCGAUUUAUAGCGGUGAAGCGAGCUCGCAGUUCUCAGGCCCACACCAUCCUCCUCCUUUUCCACCCCCAUCACCAAAUAUCACACUUGGACUCAAUAAGAGCACUUUCACUUAUGAGGAGCUGAUUGCUGCUACAAAUGGGUUUUCUCAGGCCAAUCUGAUUGGUCAGGGUGGGUUCGGAUAUGUGUACAAGGGCGUCUUACCUAAUGGAAAGGAGGUUGCAAUUAAGAGUUUAAAAACAGGUAGUGGACAAGGAGAGAGAGAAUUCCAAGCUGAAGUUGAAAUAAUUAGCCGUGUUCACCAUCGCCAUCUUGUGUCAUUAGUUGGAUAUUGCAUUGCCGGCGGGCAGCGGAUGUUGGUGUAUGAAUUUGUUCCCAAUAAAACCUUGGAAUAUCAUCUCCAUGGAAAGGAUCGUCUUGUCUUGGAUUUUCCCACUAGACUUCGGAUUGCGUUAGGCUCAGCUAUAGGGCUUGCUUAUCUGCAUGAAGAUUGCAAUCCACGCAUUAUUCAUCGUGAUAUCAAAGCGGCUAAUAUUCUGCUUGAUAACAACUUUGAGGCCAUGGUUGCUGAUUUUGGAUUGGCUAAGUUGUCAUCUGAUAACUACACUCAUGUCUCGACACGGGUUAUGGGAACAUUUGGGUACAUGGCUCCGGAGUAUGCCUCAAGCGGCAAGUUAACAGAUAGAUCCGAUGUUUUCUCAUUUGGCGUCAUGCUUUUAGAACUCAUAACUGGAAAGCAACCAAUUGACGUUACAAUGGACGACAGCUUAGUAGAUUGGGCUCGACCACUUUUGUCUCGCGCACUGGAAGAUGGCAACUUUAAUGAGCUGGUUGAUCCGCGCCUGGAGAUGAAAUACAGCCAUAACGAAAUGCAACGCAUGAUAGCCUGCGCUGCUGCAAGCAUCCGACAUUCCGCAAGAAAGCGCCCCAAAAUGAGCCAGAUAGUGCGUAUCCUGGAAGGAGAUUCUUCCCUGGAUGACCUGAACGAUGGAACAAAGCCAGGCCAAAGCACAAUUUUCGGAGCCAGUGGAGAGUACAGCAGCAGUGCAUACAAUGCUGACAUGCAGAGGUUCAGACAAUUGGCCCUUGGGAGCCAAGAAUUCUCGAGCAGCGAAUACGGAACUUCUAGUGGCGAGAACUCGAGAGAGGUGAGACCUGGAGACAAGCGAACGUGACC
Hibiscus syriacus is the source of this 1786-nucleotide messenger RNA. Its product is annotated as proline-rich receptor-like protein kinase PERK4. NCBI's taxonomy places the organism in Eukaryota, Viridiplantae, Streptophyta, Magnoliopsida, Malvales, Malvaceae. Gene Ontology annotation, molecular function: ATP binding; protein kinase activity. Gene Ontology annotation, biological process: protein phosphorylation. The record is from RefSeq and is a predicted model, not a curated record. The transcript has 8 exons. Bases 15 to 1784 code for a protein of 589 amino acids.